AUGCGUUCCUAUCUUCUUGGCGGCGCUGUGGCCCUGAGCUCCGCGCUCGGUGCCUCCGCCGCAGCCUCCACCAAGACUUCCGCCUACAGUGAUUCGGUCUCCGGCAUGGAUUUCCAGAGGUGGUGUGACGCUGAUACCGGUUUCUGUUUCGGUAUCGCUCUCCCUGAGACCGUGGAGAAGAGUUUCAUCGGUCAGCUGAGCGUGCCCCUCUCCAGCGCUAAGGGAUGGGGUGGUGUCAGUAUGUCUGGCUCCAUGACCAAGGCCCUGCUCAUCGCAGCCUGGCCCAACGCCAACGGUGACGCUGCCGUCGGCACUCUUCGUGAGACCAGUGCCUACUCCAGCCCCGAAGUUUACAGUGGCGAUGCCAGCAUCCUCGAAAUCCCCGAGGGCACCUCUAUCAACAGCACCUUCCUCACCUAUACCUUCCUGUGUGAGAACUGUAUUCUUGGCGAGCCUACUACCUUCGGCGCCACCGAAGACACCUACUACUUCGGCUGGGGUCUCAGUAAGACCAGCCCCACCAGCCCUUCCUCCGCUUCUUCUGCCAUGCCUUUCCACGGAGCCGGUUACGGUGGCUUCCAAGUCCUGCUGUCCAAGGCCAAGUCUUCCAGCUAUGCCACCUGGGCUGCCAAGGCUGUCUCCAGCACAUCUACUGCUUCUUCUUCCGCCUCAGUCACCAGCCCGUCCGCCAGCGCAUCGGCCAGUGUUGUUGCCACGGUUUCGAACACAACCUAUGACUACAUCGUUGUCGGAGGCGGUGCUGCCGGUAUCGUUGCCGCCGAGCGUCUGGCCGAGACUAAGAAGAAGGUCCUCUUGAUUGAGCGUGGUGUGGCUCCUACCACCGAGUUGGGUGCCUCUGGUGCCCUUUCCUGGAACUCUUCUAUGACCGCUUUCGAUAUCCCGGCCCUAGGCAGCUCUCUCACCUCUCUCGGCCUGAUGGGCGACUACCUCUGUGACGAUACUGCGGGUAUGGCCGGCUGCGUUCUUGGUGGUGGUACCAUUGUCAACGCCGAGUCUUUCAUCCACCCGCCCGCGGCCGACUUCGACGACAAGUGGCCCACCGGCUGGAAGUGGAAGGACGUUCAGGCGGCCGCUAACCGUCUCUACGAGCUCAACCCUGGCAGCACUCUUCCCUCGGCCGACGGCAAGCGCUACGACCAGGGCAUGUACACUGUCCUUUCCAACUUCUUGAAGGGUCUUGGCUGGAAGUCCGUCGACUCCCAGAAGGAGCCCAACGAGAAGCACAUGGUGUACAGUUACCCCUCCUGGGAUGUCGGCAAUGGUAUCCGUGCUGGUCCCGUGCGCUCUUACCUUCCCUUGGUUCAGGACCUCGACAACUUCACCCUUCGCUUGAGCACCAAGGUCCGCCGUCUCGUGCGCCGCAGCGCCCGCGUGACGGGUGUUGAGGUCGAGACUAGCUCUGGUGGCAUUGAGAUUAUCAGCCUCAACGCUGGUGGUAAGGUUGUCCUUGCUGCGGGUUCCAUGUCUACCCCUCGCAUUCUGUUCAACUCCGGUAUUGGCCCCACUGAGCAGAUCAACACCGUCAAGAGCGGUAGCACUGGCAUCACCCUUCCUCCUUCCUCUGAGUGGAUCCACCUGCCUGUCGGCCAAAACCUCCGUGACCACCCCAUGUUCACUGUCACUGUCAACACCAACAGCAACUUCACUCACUUCAACACCUCUGGCGUCGUUCCUGGCCCCAGUGCCGCCGUCCAGAAGCUGUUCGCUGAGGGCUCCGGUGUCCUCACCCAGGGUGGCCACCGUCUCCAGUUCUGGACCUCCAACGUCGGAACAGAUGGCAUUACCCGUUUCUUCCAGGCUUCUUGCAGCACCAGCAAGGACGGCGCCAUCACCAUGAAGCUGUACCUGACCCACGGUGCCACCUCGACUGGUGUUCUUGGCAUUGACGGUUCCGGUACCACCACUCUCGAGACCGAUCCUUGGUUGCAGACUGCCGCCGACAAGGAAGCCACGACCCGCUUCUUCCAGAGCUUGAUCGACGACAUCAGCAACUCCACCUCCGGCUUCUCCAUCUCCGGUGACCUGACUGCUUCUGGUAUUCUGAACCUGAUGACCAGCGGUGACCACUUCGUCGGUACCGCGAAGAUCGGCACUGACGAUGGACGCGUCGGUAACGGUACUUCUGUUGUUGACCUCAACACCAAGGUUUAUGGUACCGAGAACUUGUACAUUGUUGACGCCAGUAUCCACCCCGAUCUUCCCACCGGUAACACUCAGGCCAUCGUCAUGGUCGCCGCGGAGGCCGCUGUGGCCCGCAUCAUCGCCCAGGGCACGGACAGUGUCAGCGUUGCCAGCUCUUCGGUUGCUGCCUCUGCGCCUACCACCGCCGCCGCCUAUGCCUCUGCCGCUGAAUCGUCUGCUGCCGUGAGCGUUGCGACGGCCGCUGCCGAGACCAGCGCUACCAGCGUCACCGCCGAGGCCACCGCCACCUCUACCUCCGCGUCUGGCUCUUCUUCCAGCUCUGCCUCGACCUCUGACGAGGGUGACGAUGACGAGGAUCUGCCCGACUGUGACGACGAGGAUGAUGAGACUGAGGCCGAGGAUACCUUCGCGCCCUCUGCCUUGGUGACCGCCCACAAGGCUGUUGUUACCCACGCCGAUUCUGGAGUCUCGACCACGACCGUGUGGGUGACUUCGACCGCGUGGGCUACGACGACCUCAGCCGUUGUCACCACCACUACUUCUACCGUCACCGUUUGGCCUACCUACGCCUAGAUAGGCUUGUGAAUCGGUACGUCUGUCAGUGGUGGUUGCGGAUAUAAUUGUAUAGCCAGAUAUCUACCGUUCGAUUCCAUGUAUUUAGAC
This is a messenger RNA of Aspergillus homomorphus CBS 101889, 2826 nucleotides long. Its product is annotated as putative cellobiose dehydrogenase. NCBI's taxonomy places the organism in Eukaryota, Fungi, Ascomycota, Eurotiomycetes, Eurotiales, Aspergillaceae. The transcript is spliced from 2 exons. The coding region runs from base 1 to 2736 and encodes 911 amino acids. Gene Ontology annotation, molecular function: flavin adenine dinucleotide binding; oxidoreductase activity, acting on CH-OH group of donors. The record is from RefSeq and is a predicted model, not a curated record.